AUGCUGGAAAUUGUAAAUGAGGAUGACGAUGAGUAUUGGAGUAUCGACUGCAUCAAAUAUGAGAUAUACAAUUUAAGUACUGAUUCCUGGAGAGAAAUUGAUGCUGUAGUGCCACGAGCUUUGCAUUCCCUUUGUUUUGAAUUGUUCUUUAAUGGAGCAUGUCACAUGUUAUCAAGAAGGGCAUAUUUUGGUCCAAUUAUUCUUUGUUUCGCAAUAAGUAGUGAGGUUUUUACAAUCAUAGACUUUCCAGAAAGUUGUUCAGAGUUAGAUGGAAAACAUUCUAGUUUGACGGUUUUAAAUGAGUGCCUUGCAAUGGUUCGUUAUCAAGAAUGGAUGAAAGAACCACGUCUUAUAGACAUUUGGGUGAUGAAAGAAUAUGGUGUGAAGGAAUCUUGGAUCAAACAAUUUAUAGUAGGGCCUAUUCUCCUCAUGUGCCCAUUAUCAUCUUGGAAGAACUAUAUGCUUCUUAUGGAAAGCGGCGAUGGGCAAUUAGUCUCUUGUGAGCUUAACACCAACACAUUUAAGAAAUUUGAAAUCUAUAGUGAUCGUAUAAAUUCGUUGCGUGUCAUAAUAUUCAAGGAGAGCUUAGUUUCAAGAAUAAACACGUGA
Messenger RNA from Fraxinus pennsylvanica, 609 nucleotides. The record is from the annotation of a GenBank genome assembly. NCBI's taxonomy places the organism in Eukaryota, Viridiplantae, Streptophyta, Magnoliopsida, Lamiales, Oleaceae.